AUGAGGAACCACACAGCAGUGACCACCUUCAUCUUCCUGGGACUAACAGAUGACCCAGAACUGCAGAUCCUGACUUUCAUAUUUCUAUUCAUCGCCUACCUGUUGAGCAUAACAGGGAACAUGACCAUCAUCCUCCUCAUAUUGGUGGAUUCCCACCUUAAAACUGCCAUGUACUACUUUCUCCAAAAUUUUUCCUUCUUAGAAAUUUCAUUCACUUCUUCCUGCAUUCCCAGGUACUUGUACAAUCUAUCAACAGGCGACAGGACCAUUUCCUAUAGUGCUUGUCUAAGCCAGGUAUUUUUUAUAUAUUUGUUUGCCAUAGUACAAUUUUUUCUCCUGACCGUCAUGUCCUAUGACCGGUACGUGGCCAUCUGCAAACCCCUGCACUAUGUGACCAUCAUGAACCGCAGGGUCUGCAAAAUGCUUGUCUUCUGCUGUUGGAUGACGACUUUGUUGCUGGUGUUGCCAUUCUUUAUUUUGUUACUGGGUCUGGAGUUCUGCAAUUCCAAUGCCAUCGACCACUUCGGCUGUGAUGCGAACCCUUUGAUAAAGAUCUCAUGUUCAGAUACAUGGUUCUUAGAGCAGAUGAUUGUUGUCUUCUCAGUUUUGGUCUUCAUCCUAACUCUCGUGUGCGUGGUUUUGUCCUACGUUUAUAUCAUCAGAACAAUCCUGAGGUUCCCGUCAACCCAGCAAAGGAAGAAGGCGUUUUCCACCUGCUCGUCCCACAUAAUUGUGCUUUCUAUCUCCUAUGGCAGCUGCAUCUUUAUCUACACCAAACCUUCAGCAAAAGAUGACAUGACCAUGAAUAAGAGGGUUACGCUAUUACCUGCUUCCAUUUCCCCCAUGUUGAACCCAUUUAUUUAUACUCUCAGGAAUAAACAAGUGAUAGAAGCCUUUAAUGGCUUAAUCACAAAAUUGUAUUCCUCUCAAGGAAUUAGAGGAAUAUUGAGGUAA
Messenger RNA from Condylura cristata (star-nosed mole), 954 nucleotides. Its product is annotated as olfactory receptor 6C2-like. NCBI's taxonomy places the organism in Eukaryota, Metazoa, Chordata, Mammalia, Eulipotyphla, Talpidae. Gene Ontology annotation, cellular component: membrane. The coding region runs from base 1 to 954 and encodes 317 amino acids. The record is from RefSeq and is a predicted model, not a curated record. Gene Ontology annotation, molecular function: olfactory receptor activity; G protein-coupled receptor activity. Gene Ontology annotation, biological process: G protein-coupled receptor signaling pathway. The transcript has a single exon.